AUGGGUGCCGAGCGUCCCCCAACACUCCGUAACCUCUCCAUCCCAGACGUCGCCAUCCUCCCUAAAGGUCAAUCCAAUGAACCAGGGGAGAAAUCGGCCGUCCUCUCGGUCGACUUGACGAACCCAUUCGCCGCCGCCGCCCCUAACAAGCACAAUCCCUUUGCGAAUCGAGGGCAGCAGUUUUGGCUUGUUUACCUUGCUUUGUGCAUGAGUUCUUUCCUUUCGGCUUUGGAUUUGACCGCUGUUUCGACGGCACUUCCUUCCAGUACGUUUCGAGUGAGGAAGACUUUUGUGGGAAGCAGUCGAGCCGACGCGCUAAUUUCACACCCUGUCCCCUUCCUCAGUGGCCGCGGAAUUUCAAUCCUCUGAAUUCUCCUGGGUAGGAUCCGCUUACGCCCUAACAUCAACGGCCCUAAUCCCCUGGACGGGUAAUCUAGCUUCCAUCUUUGGCCGAAGAUCGACCUUGCUCGCUUCAUUGGUUUUAUUCGCUUUGGGAUCGGCACUAGUCGGUGCGGCGAGGUCGAUGACGAUGGUUAUUGCUGGAAGAUCGAUUCAGGGUAUUGGUGGAGGUGGAAUUUUGACAAUGGUGAGCCGAACUUGUGAUUAUUAGAGAGUCCAGAAGGCUAAUAUGGUGUGUUACUUCUCUUUCUGUCGGCAACAGACCGAAAUCGUCGUGGUCGAUCUGGUCCCCCUUGCCGACCGAGGAGCCUUCUUCGGAGUCAUUGGAUCCGGUAAGCAAAGAUCUCGGUGCGCCCGGCUGCCUCGCACAACUGACCAGACGCUCUUUAUAUUCAGUGUGGGCGGUCGCUAGUGCUAUCGGUCCUCCUAUCGGUGGUGCUCUCGCCUCCGCCGGGGCCUGGCGCUGGUCAGUCCCCUCCCGGUCCCUCAAGUGUGCUGCGAUUAUAAAACUGAUCCUUGGUUCUCCUCCAGGCUAUUCUACAUGAACAUCCCCCUCGCCGGAAUCGCUUUCGUCCUUGUCGCCUUCUUCCUCCGCAUCAAAGCCCCUGAGACAACCCUCAAGGAGAAACUCGAACAAAUGGACUACCUCAACAUCGUCUUCGUCAUCGGCGCGACCUUCACAAUCAUCGGCCUGACAUGGGGUGGUGUAGCCCACCCAUGGACCUCUUACCAAGUCCUCGUCCCUCUCAUUCUAGGCUUCACCACCAUGGGCGUGUUCCUCUGGCUCGAAAAGUCUUAUGUCAAAUAUCCAACGAUCCCUUUCGACAUCCUCAGCCAUCGAACGAGUUUGCUCGGUUUCGUGACCACCUUCUUGCAUGGAAUCGUCUCCCUCGCCGCGGUGUACUAUCUCACCGUCUUCUUCCAAGCCGCGAAGGGUGCUAGUCCCGUUCAAGCUGGUGUCGAUACCUUCUCACUCAGUUUGUGAGUGGUUCCGUGGGAGAAUCUUCACAUUUCCUUUACCCGCGGCUAACUCUGGUUUUGACCUCUUUUAGCACUGUUGCCCCCUUGUCCAUCAUCACCGGUGUCGUCAUCGGCUAUCAAGGAGUCUACAAAGCCUGGAACGUCCUUGGCUGGGCUCUCACCGCCAUUGGGUUCGGCAUCACGGCGUUGAUGAAGUUUGAUUGCUCCAAAGCUGCUUCGGUUGGACUGUGAAUGAUGCUACCUGAACUGCGCGUACGCGAUGAGUUACCGAGUGCUGGCGUACUGAUCAAAUGUUCUAUGGCUCUCCUCCCAGUCCGAUUUUGAUGGGUCUCGGUCUUGGUAUUCUUUACUCGAGUACCAACUUCCCAGGUAUGCAUCAAAAUCUUGUGCUCUUCCAAACUGGUCGAGGGUUUGCUCACGUUUCGCCCGCUACAUGUCCAUCACAGUCCUCGCUCCUCUCAAGGCUUCGCAACAACCGCAUGCGGUAAGUCUCGAGCAACUCGGGACCUCCACGCAUACGCCCACAAUUCAAUCCGAUCCCUCUUCCUUCCCUCAGAUGGCUUUCUUCUCCUUCAUGCGCGCCUUCGGUGAAGUCUUCGGCAUCUCAAUCGGGGCAACCAUCUUGCAAAAUUCGUUGGCCGCGAACCUGCCCAGAGAAUUCCUCGCCCUGUUCCACGGCGAAGCGGAAAUUGCUUUCUCUGCGAUUCCCAAAAUCGUUGAUCUGCACGUCAACCCUCUCUAUUCCCUUCGAGGAGAGUCAAAUCCCCCGGAAAGCUGACACGUCCGCCUCAUCCACCCACAGUGCCGAACCCCUCCGUUCCCAAGUCCGAGAGGCCUUCGCCUUGAGCCUUCGCGUCAUCUGGCUCACCAUGGUCUUCAUCUCCGGAUUAGGGUUCCUCUUCUCCCUCUUCAUUCAGGAUAUCGAGCUUACGACGGAGACGGAUGAUCAAUGGGGUCUGCAUGAUGGAAAGUCGGCGCCUAAAGUUGGGGAUGAGGAACAGAAGUGA
Molecule: messenger RNA, 2387 nt
Organism: Microbotryum saponariae
Lineage: Eukaryota; Fungi; Basidiomycota; Microbotryomycetes; Microbotryales; Microbotryaceae
Source: the annotation of a GenBank genome assembly